AUGGACGGUUCCGCGGCCUCCCUCUCCCGCGAGGGAUCCCUUCAGCCGCAAUGGAUGCAGCACAAGUCGAUCGGCGGGGGAGGGGGGGGUGGCGUUGGCGGCGACAGCGCGGGAAGGUGGCUCGGGCUGGAAUCCCGGCCCUCCGGCGGCGAGCACUGGCAGGGAUCCGAGGAGGCGGGAAACUGGGCGGGCGCGGAGCAGGAGCGGGACAGCGCCCGGGGGCGGUGGGAGGGCCGGGAGGACGGCGCGCCGGGCGGCCGGACCUCGAAAUGGCGCAGCGACGAUCGGGAGACAUGGGCGCCCGCCAAGGACAGGUGGACGUCCGCACAGGACGGCAGGCGGUGGGUGGAUCCUCCGGGCCAGGGGCGGCAGAAUCGGAGUGACCGAGAUCAUUGGGGCAGCACCGAGGCGGGCGGGCUGUCGAGGAGCUAUGGGGACAGGUGGGACACCGACGGGGACCGGUGGAAGGCGAGCGACAGGGACGCGUACGUUCCGAAACACGACUACGUGCCGAAGAACCCGCGCUGGAACGAUGAAGAGAGGGGAGACCGCUGGCGGCCUGCGGGAGUGGCUGUGCGCACAGAGAUCCAGCCUCCAAGAGGCUUCACAAACCAGCGCAGCCGUGGAGCAGCAGGGGGGCUGCCCUACAGAAGCGAGCGCGAUGGUGGAGAUGGAGCAUCGUUGCCACCGCACAUGAAGACCCAUUCCCAUUCCAAAUUGGCAAUCGGAAAGUACAGCAAGAAGCAGUUGUUGGAUAUAUAUGACACCAUGCUGCAGAAACUUGGGUCCUGCUUGCCCAUGCCCGAUGAGGCUGAAAAAGACUACCCUGGGCUCCUCAAAACUGAGUACGACCAGCCACACUCCAUAAGGCUCAGGCAGAGUGGCAGGCUAGGCGAGGAGGAUGACAAUGAGGAGCCUCCUCUUGGAAGAAGCGUGGGCCGGGAUUCCGCGAAGGAUGACAGCCUCCUGUCCUUGUUAAUGAAGGGAGGCCCCAGUUCAGGGAUAAGCAAAGAGGACAUUGAUACAGACCAGUGGAUGUACCAGGACCCGGAUGGGAAUGUGCAGGGACCAUUUGGAAAGGAGGACAUCUUGAAUUGGUGGGAGGAAGGGUUCUUCCCAGAAGACCUGCCUGUGCGGUCUGCCCGUUGUGGGAACAAUGACUUUGUGCCGCUGAGGCAGCUCUUGAAGAUGUGGAACCCACCCCCUGGCUUCAGGAUACCAAGGCAAACGUCCCUGUCGUCUCGGGCCUCUUUGAGCAGGGUUGAGAGCACUGGGCAGUCAUCCAACCAGCACAUGGGCCAGGCACCAUUGCAGAACACGACACUGAGCACAGGAGUCGUCAGUGACUUCAGAAACAUGGGCUCUUCACCACCCCCUGCGCCUCAGCCUGAGCCUCGGAUCUUACCUCAAGCACCAGACCAAACCGCUGGCCGUCUUGGCUCCCAGGGGGGCUGGCAGAUGCCUGAUCUGGGCCUGGUGGAGCAAAUUGGCCAGCGACCAUCUCUGGAAGGGCAUCCUUUCGACCGGGUCGGGCAGUCACUGGCCAUGCUGAACCUGCACCAUUCCCUAGGAUCCUCAGGUCCACCGUCCAAUUCACAAGGACUACCACUGAUGGGGCACGUUGGCGAGGCACCCAUGCCCGCCUACAAUCCCAUGGUGGGUCUUCAGCAACAGGCAGGCCUUCAGCAGCAGGCAGGCAUGCCUUAUGGUACCCCUCCCAGGCAAGGGGCCCACUCACUGGCUGGGCCGAUGGGAGACCCCCCCCUGGUGCCGUACCCUUCGCAUGAGAUGCCCUUGCACCAGCUCGAUGGCCUGCAUGGCAUCCCUGGGCCUUCAGGCCGCCACCGACCAGGCAUACCACCAGAUCAGUCAGCACAGGACAUAUUCAACAUCGACAUGGGAAUGGAUCAGCAGGGCGGUCGCGCUCCACUUAACAUGCAGCACUUGGGAGGCCCCAAUUUGGGCGGGUUCCCUCCACAGGCCCAGAAUCCAAUAGGACGGCCAGGUGCCAUGUCUCUUGACACUCAUGUUCUGCUCCAAGGAGUGAGGAAUCCUGCACAGGCUCACAUGGCCAGCGGAGGAUUGCAGCAGCCAGGGGGUGCAUAUUACAACUCUCCAUAUCACAUCCCUCCACCGGGACCCCAGCCACCCCAGUGGGGAGUGACAGAUGGGGCCCUGGCCACUGGGCCUGUGCCAGGCCCUGCUGCAGGCGUGGCCGCCAGUCCUGCUGCUUCGAUCCUGAAUGCCACUCAGCAAGGUUGGGAGUCCCGUUCAAGCACGAGUGCCGGGCCCCAUAUCCUGGCUGGCAUGCCCAUGAUUGGAGCAGGGGAGCCCAGUCAGAGCUCUGCAGAUGGUGUAGGAGGUGCUGGGCUGCUCCCCCGAGCUCCUCAGCUUAGUCAGGAGGUGAGCUCUGCUCUCCAUAUCGGGACUGCUGGCCAGAAAAGCAGCAAGGACACAGACCAGUCCACGGUGGAUGAUAGUGUUUGGAGCCAGCUGCUGCAGCCUGGAACUCGACCAACGACAGCACCUGUGCAACCUCCAGCUUCACCCAGAAGGAAAGCCUCCCCAGCGCCACUUCCCAAUCAGAGUCAUGGUCUGCCAGCAAACUUGCCCAUGACAAGUGCUGUCGCACCUGUGGCAGCACCAACAACAGUUGCACCCUCAACAGGGAGCAAUGCCUCAAGAAUGAUGCCAGAUCCAAAGAAGAAUGUUGCCAACAGCACAGCAUGGGGUGCUCGUACAAAUCACUCAGCUCCAUCCCUUCGACAGAUACAAGAGCAGGAAAAGCAGGAGGCUGAAGCGGCUAUCCAUGAGCCUGAACCCCCACAGGCCCGGCAGGCAGCCCCACCCGUUGCAGGAAGGACUGGGGCUCCUGGACUAGGGGGUUGGUCUGCUCAGCAACCAAGGUCCAAGCCACAGGCCAGUCUUCGAGAUAUUAUGGAGGCGGAGACUCAGGCUGCUGUGCAGGCAGCAGCAACUCUCCCACCUCAACCUCCACAAAAACAACAGUCGAAACCUGUCAAGGCAGGCCAACCGCUGUCUAGGUCUCCACCACCAGCUUGGGGGGGUGCAGUCAACAGGGCACCAGUUUUGAAUUUCCGCACUGUGCUUGAGGAGAACGAGAGGGACAAUGCCCCAGUGGGCCAUGCCAGCUGUCCAGCACCACCGCAGUGGCAGCCACCUAGCAAACAGAGCAAAGCCAUUUCCAACGAGGCAGCUGAAGGCGACGACUCCCUCUUCUGGGACUACUCGUCUGCCACGCAGGCAAACCCACCCAAGGCAUGGGUGUCUUCUCAUCCUGGCGUUGGAGCCCCACCCCCAGUUGCGCAACCACCCCAGCAAGCAAACAUGGAACAUUCCCGUCCAGCAGUGGGCCCUGUGUCUGCAAUGCACGUCGCGGCCAAUGCCCCAAAUGCCUCCCGGACGACCCCAAGGCCUGUGAGAUCUGCGAAUGCUAACCAGCCUGCAGUGGCUCCUCAACCUGGGGCUGCAUCUGAGCAAAGAGGGCCUAUGGCCAGGCAGCCUGUAGUCAACGCCCCCCAGGUGGAAAUGCCCCAGGUACCUCACUGUGGCCAGGCGCUCCCCACCCCUUCCAGUGGUGUGGGCGAAUCAGGCCUGUUUAUGGGGCAGUUCAAGAUCUCUCAAAGCUUCAGAGGCUGGUGCCAACAGCAGAUGAAGGAACUGACUGGAAAUGAUGACAUGGCCCUUGUUGAAUUCCUGCUCUCCUUGAAAGGGCGAAUGGAGGUCGUUGAAUACAUUCAGGAGUACUUCAAGGGCGCUCCCAAGGAGCGCGUCACCAAGUUCACAAGGGAAUUCAUGGUGAGAAAGGAGAAUGAUGGCACUGCGAUAAGGAAGGAAGAGCAAGAAAUGCAGAGACGUUUGCAGAGUGCACGGACACAGCCACAAGGUAGAGUCGAAGACAGCACCAUGCGAGCACAGGCAAGGCCAGAGGCGUCUGGGGGUGCAGAAGGAUCGCAGGCAGGGCAUGGAGCUGGCUGGGAGAGGGUCAAAGGCAAUAAGGGCAAUAAAGCGAAGGCCAAGGCCAAGAAAGGCCAGCCCAAGGGGCAGCAGGUGCCUGCAGAGCUGCUGGGCUUCCGGUCCAACUUUGAUGUUCUGGCCAGAGGAAUUGACAACUAG
Messenger RNA from Ostreobium quekettii, 4137 nucleotides. The record is from the annotation of a GenBank genome assembly. NCBI's taxonomy places the organism in Eukaryota, Viridiplantae, Chlorophyta, Ulvophyceae, Bryopsidales, Ostreobiaceae.